AGAAAGGACGAUACUAUUUGGGCGGUGCGGUUGGUGGUCGUCGCAAUGCAAUAACAUUCAAUAUGGAGUACAUAGUACUGUGAUUCUUAUAUUUCGGCUACUACAAAUAGAUAAGUAUCCAUUAACUGUCUAGUCAUUCCAUCAUUUAGUGAAUCUGUUUCAGAAUUCUUUAGAGCGCGUAGGCUAUGCAUUUGAUGUUCAUAAAUGUAUGCAUUGUUACAGGAGAGGCGUUGUUCUGAUAGCAAUUUGGUGCGGUGACAGUUAAACUGUUGUAACAUUUAGAUACGUAUUAAUGUAGCAAUAUUUCAAAUGAUAAAUGUUAUCCUCGCAACAGCGUGUGGUGGCGAUUCUAAUUUGUAUACAAGCCUGGUAGUGGUUAAAGCGCUAUUGAACGUUUUGUAGAAUACUCGGUAACUAGGUGAAAGGUUAGGGACAUUGCUCUCAAAUAGUUCGUCUUCGGGUCGUGUAUGAUCAUAGGUAAGAGACCAGGCCUGCGCUCUGUAGGCAACGCUGCAUUAUAUGAUAACAUUUUUGCACUUUAACUAGCCAGCCUAAAACAACAAAUAAAUAACGGUUCAAACACCAACUAUACAGUAUGUAAUCCUGUAAGCCAUACUAUAAGGUCGUGACUACCUCAAAUUUAAUUUUAAUUCAUUACACAUAUUUACAUUUUCACUGUUCAAAUUAGUCAAGUUAGUCAUUUUUAUAAGAGAGACUGGUCCAAAAGCACUCUUACCUCUCUGUCCUCCACUGCCACGUGUAGUACAUCCUCUAUCCUUACCCCUCUGCCAUUACAUUUUAACACCAUGCUGUAGGCCUGUCUCGCUCACUUAUCCCACCCUUAUAACCCUUUGACACUCCUCUCCUCCACUGCUAGGAUGCGCAAUGCAGCGAGUGCCUCUUUGUCUCUGGGAUCGCUGGGUCUGCUGCGUCUCUUCGGGGUCCCCUGGUCCUGGAGCUUAGCAGCAGGCUUCGGGGUCUUUCUGGGCACAGGUGGUUGGAAGUACCUCUACAUCGUAGUCCGUACUGCCAAAAGAGACCUAAAUGGCCUUUACGUGUUGUUACGAGUCAAGAUAGCCUUGUGGCACCACCUACGGCGCAACAGCAAUAUCCCCUCCAUCUUUGCCCAGACGGUGAAGCAGCACCCAAAUAAACCCGCCCUCAUCUACGAUGCCACAGGAGAGACGUGGACCUUCACCCAGCUGGACCUGCUGUCUAAUGCUGUGGCCCAAUGGGCUCUGGCCCAGGGCUGGGCCCCGGGGGAUGUGGUAGCCCUCUUCAUGGAGAGCCGGCCCUUGCAGGUGGCCCUCUGGCUGGGCCUGGCCAAGGUGGGAGUGGAGGCAGCACUCAUCAACUUCAACCUGCGGCGGGACGCUCUCCUGCAUUGUGUUGGAGUGUCUGUGUCCAGAGGGAUUGUGUUCGGAGCCGAGCUGGCUGGUGCCAUGUUGGAGGUGAGCUCAUCCCUGAGCCCGUCGAUGGUGCGGUUUUGUACAGGAGAGCUCAGUGUAGACUGUCUGGCCUCCCUGGCUGCCCAGAAUCUGGACUAUAUCCUGGCCUCUGCCCCUACACUGCCCCCUCCUUCCUGCAUCCCACCCAAGAGCUUCAAUGAUCGUCUGUUCUAUAUAUACACCUCAGGCACCACAGGACUCCCGAAAGCUGCCAUAGUGGUGCACAGUCGGUAUUACCGUAUCGCUGCUUUUGGCUACCAUGCUUUCCGCAUGCGCCAGGAUGACAUCAUCUACGACUGCCUUCCCCUCUACCACUCUGCAGGUAAUAUCAUGGGUGUAGGCCAGUGUCUCAUCAAUGGACUCACUGUGGUGGUGAAGAAGAAAUUCUCAGCCAGUCGCUUCUGGGAAGAUUGCAUCAAGCACAACUGCACUGUGGUGCAGUACAUAGGGGAGAUCUGUCGCUACCUGCUGUCCCAGCCGGUGCGGCCUUCUGAGAAGGGUCACCGGGUUCGCCUGGCGGUGGGGAAUGGGCUGCGUCCUAGUGUCUGGGAGGCCUUCACCGAGCGCUUUUGUGUGGCCCAGGUAGGGGAGUUCUACGGAGCCACCGAAUGCAACUGUAGCAUCGCCAACAUGGACGGCAAGGUGGGAGCUUGUGGGUUCAACAGCCGCAUCCUGCCCAAUGUGUACCCAAUCCGCCUCAUGAAAGUGGAUGAGGAGACCACGGCUCUGGUGAGGGACAGGCACGGCCUGUGUGUGCCCUGCCGUCCUGGGGAGCCAGGGCUGCUGGUGGGAAGGAUCAACCAACAGGAUCCGCUACGGAGGUUUGAUGGCUACGCCAACCAGGAUGCCACCAGGAAGAAGAUCGCCAACAAUGUCUUCAAGAAAAAUGACUCUGCAUAUCUGUCAGGGGAUGUGUUGGUGAUGGAUGAGCUAGGCUACAUGUACUUCCGGGACCGCAGUGGAGACACGUUCCGCUGGAGAGGAGAGAACGUCUCCACCACCGAGGUGGAGGGAACACUGAGUGGUCUGCUGGGCCAGGCCGAUGUGGCUGUGUAUGGGGUAUCUGUACCAGAUGUGGAAGGGAAGGCAGGGAUGGCUGCCAUCGCAGACCCAACAGGGACAUUUGACUGUGAUGUGUUCCUGCGAGAGGUCCAGCAGGCCCUGCCCCCUUACGCCCGUCCCGUGUUCCUACGCAUCUCCCCACAAGUAGACACCACAGGUACCUUUAAAAUCCAGAAGACCCGGUUGCAGAGGGAGGGAUACGAUCCGCGCUUAUCAACCGACCAGAUUUACUUUUUGAACUCCAGAGCAGGGCGUUAUGAGGCUGUGAAUGAGGAGCUACACAGUGCUAUAGUGGAGGGUAGAAUGGCUCUUUGAGAUGAUGGACUAUUUUAAGCUGGGUUUACACAUGUUUAUGAGGCUGCUUUGAGCCACAGCUUGUUGUAGCUACGUUAAAUCUAAUCAAGACAACAAAAUACAUCAGGAAAGAUGGUUUAGUGUGAGAGGCUCAGCCAUGUUAGGAUCAUGAUAGUCAUGUAGUGGACACCGGCUUUAGGAAAGUGACUGUCAAGGUGUCAGAUACUGGAGACUGUGAUAUGCUGGAGUGGAAAACCUGAUCAUGCCGUUAUAAUGCAUUGUAAGACUUGUCAUAAGCAUGCAUGACCCCUUAUAAUGUCUUAUCAACUCAUAAUGAUCCUGUCUCAACUUGAUAUGUUCAUACGUUGUGAAAAAUAACAUUGUAUUAUAAAGGCUCAUCUGUGCUUAGAACACGUUAUAAAGCAGUACACCUGCAGGCUUUAAGUAGUGUUAUUGCUGAAGUCUCCAUGUAUUAGUGUUGCUCCCUGGAUCUAGUCUAGAUCAGGGUACUGAAGGGCUACUGAUCAAUCAGGGAAACCUUAGUACUGUUACAAAACCAUGUUUUAACACAAUCAAUAACGUCCAAGGACAAGGUUGGAUGAGGGCUUUUCCCCCUUUUGUAUUUCUUCAUUUGUGUUGUUUCUUAGUUUAGCCAAAUGAAAACGUUCAAGCCUUCAAUACUACAAUGUACAUAGAGUAGAGCAAGUUUUCACAUGAAACCAGGAUGUCUGUUACAAUGACAGCAUUUGUCUGUUUGUUACAAUGAGAGUGUGAAGGAAAUGAGAGCUGGGACUGAAUAUACCACAGUCGUUGAGAUACCAGUCUCUUGAAGAUUGUGUUCCAGGCUAUUUGCUCCCAACCUUGUAAUAGUAGUGUGCCACCAUGUAAAGAACAAAAUACUGAACAGGUUUUUAGCAAUACUUGAGUGUCCAUGUUGGAUGAGGUGUUGCUACCUGUGUGUUAGUAGUAUGAUAGAACAUGCCACAGCUGAACAUGCCUCUUAUUCCGAACACUAACUGUAGGAGUUUCGAUUGCGAGAUUACAUUUUUUUUUAAAUGUAAAACUAAACCUGAUUACGUAACAUGUUUGAAGUAAUGGAUGAUAUGCACUGACUGACCACUCAGGUUCACACACAUUGAUAUUAUGUGCCUUGUGGGAACCCUGUGGAAGCCCUGUGUGUCCUGGAACUAUUGGGGUUUUAUGCUUAACCUGACUAGGGAACUCCAAUACAUAAGAACAUUAUUUAAACAAUAUCUUCAAAAUCUGUCAAUUAGUCAGCGAUCAUGGUUGCCCUAUUAUUAUGUAAUAAAGCAAUUUCUCAGAGUAAUAUUGUAGAUCGAAUUGAUUGUGAACAUUAUUCUAGCUCUCCAUUUUCAUACAUUUGUUUAGGUGUAACUCAAUAAAGGUUUGUAAAAGACA
Messenger RNA from Oncorhynchus kisutch (coho salmon), 4223 nucleotides. Its product is annotated as long-chain fatty acid transport protein 1. Gene Ontology annotation, biological process: long-chain fatty acid metabolic process; medium-chain fatty acid transport; long-chain fatty acid import into cell. Gene Ontology annotation, cellular component: endoplasmic reticulum membrane; mitochondrial inner membrane; plasma membrane. The record is from RefSeq and is a predicted model, not a curated record. Gene Ontology annotation, molecular function: oleoyl-CoA ligase activity; long-chain fatty acid transmembrane transporter activity. NCBI's taxonomy places the organism in Eukaryota, Metazoa, Chordata, Actinopteri, Salmoniformes, Salmonidae. The transcript has 12 exons. The coding region runs from base 879 to 2825 and encodes 648 amino acids.